UCGGGCCGCAACAGGAACUAGACGCACUACGCAAGUCUGUGAGCUGGACCUCUAGUCUGAGCCCUGCAGCCUCGCGAGGCUUGGGGCGGCGUUCUUCCUGAGGGCGUCACGGGGGCCGGGCAGUGGGGUCCUGGUGCCCGGCCUAGGGGCGGAGCUAGGAGAUGGCGUCCGCAGCGGCUCGCUGGCUGGCACUGGCACCCGUCGGAUCUGGGGCUUUCCGGAGCAGACUGACCCUGAGGAAAAGUGGUGAUGUCUCCGCCGGAGGGGGCGGCUCUGGUCGGAGUCUGGUACCGUCGAGGUCAGUCAUCGUUACUCGCAGCGGCGCCAUUUUGCCCAAACCAGUGAAAAUGUCCUUCGGCCUUCUCCGCGUGUUCUCCAUCGUGAUCCCCUUUCUCUAUGUCGGGACGCUCAUUAGCAAGAACUUUGCUGCUCUCCUUGAGGAGCAUGACAUUUUUGUUCCAGAGGACGAUGAUGACGAUGACUAACAGGGCAUGGAGGAAGCACAGAGAGGAGAAAGCCCCUAUCCGCAGAUGGACCCAGGGAAAGCCCUCAGCCUCCCAACCCCAUAGAAGCCUCCUGCAUGGUCUGUGACCACAGCCCAGAUCCCCAGGCUCUGGGAGGUUCCUGGAGAUGUUCUGUCCACUGAGCAUAAUCAAAUCAUGAGUAAACAUAAUAAACCUCAGCUCUGUGUGACUGA
Molecule: messenger RNA, 697 nt
Organism: Hippopotamus amphibius kiboko
Lineage: Eukaryota; Metazoa; Chordata; Mammalia; Artiodactyla; Hippopotamidae
Gene: SMDT1
Product: single-pass membrane protein with aspartate rich tail 1
Exons: 3
Coding region: 162-485 (107 amino acids)
Biological process (GO): calcium import into the mitochondrion; mitochondrial calcium ion homeostasis
Cellular component (GO): mitochondrial inner membrane; uniplex complex
Source: RefSeq, a predicted model, not a curated record